AUUGUGUUUUUCUAUUGAAAAACAAAUCUGAGUUCCCUGACAAUUUGGCAAAAGCUGUCUGAGAUCAGUAUUCACAGGUGAUCUUUUAUCCGGGCUCGAUGAAACAGCGUGCAUCACGUGUACCUUGAAGACCACCCACGUCCCACAGGACCAUUACCCCACCAGGAUGAUUGUUUCGCGUGACCGCUGUAAGAUUCUUGGUACAGUCCUCGAUAUAUCACGCCAUUCUUUUUCUGUGACCAAUGGUGACCGUUGUCGCAGGUUCCCGGCACAGUGGACGCCGACAUUGGCGAGCUGGAGCGGGAGAUUGACGAAAUUGCCGCCGACGUGGCGUCGAUGGCCCGCGUGUCGGCGCCGGCCGACUCCGAGGGGGACCGGUUCAGCUCGGCACACUCUUGUCACCACCUGGACAUCGCGCUCGGCGCCCGACGUGUCGUCACUGCUCGACGCCCCAUCGCUGCUGCCGGCCCACUCGUCAGCGCAGCGCGUCCGCCAGCAGCUGGUCAACAAGUGGAGGGACGAGACGGCCGCCAGCGGCUCCAGCAGUCGCAGCCACUCGCUGCGUCCCAGCCGGUCGCAGGUGGCGACGGCCGCGACUGGUCGCCGCCCGCCGCCGCGACACAGGCGCAGUCGACAGACGCUCGAGCCGCGCCGGCAGAUCAGCUUCAGAAGCAUGCUCUGAGGUGUGCGGGAGGCAGGCAGACCCGCGGGGGCGCCUCGGAAGGAGGGCUGCCCCUGGUGGUGCCUCAAGGACGUGUCGCGGUCGGAAUUGUUUGAUGUCACUUGCGUUACAGUUGUCUGGUGCUUGUUCUGACUGCGGAGUUCGUGAAUCAUCCUGUCGGCAGUGAAAUGCUUUUUUUUUGCUCCUGUCUGAAAAAGUGGAAGUGAUGGCCGACUUUCUAUGCAACUGAAAUUGUCGUUUUGUGUUUUGUCUUUGGUCCUAUCCGGCUGCCACAUUGCUGGCUGUUUUACCGUCAUGAUUGUGUCCCUGUCUUGGUUAUUAUAUUAUGUCAGCUCGCAAAUGAUUGCUGCUUUCAUGUGUGCAGGUUACGAAAAUGAUCCUUGCAACGUUUGACGUUCAGGCAAGGAAGCCUUUAAAAAAAAUGUUGAUACUUAGUUCAGAGCUCGCAUGUAUUGCAUCAAAACACAUGCUGGAGCCAUGCACCCACGCGUUUCACACUACGAACGAAACACAUUGCACGACAUGUGAUAUAUGUUGUCCGUGUUACUGUAUAUAUUGUGGAGAAGAGUCUGUCUUUGCUGUUCGAUGUUCUCUAGCUGUUCGCUAGCUGUUGCUAGUACUCUCUACCCGUCGCUUGAAAUCAUUAGCCCGGAAACGGGUGAACAUGUUCGCUAUUUUAUCUGCUGUCGUCUGUGAGAAUGUGACGUUAAGGUUGAAAUAAAUAACUAUAUUGCAUUUAA
Messenger RNA from Amphibalanus amphitrite, 1422 nucleotides. RefSeq lists its product as uncharacterized. NCBI's taxonomy places the organism in Eukaryota, Metazoa, Arthropoda, Thecostraca, Balanomorpha, Balanidae. The transcript is spliced from 2 exons. The record is from RefSeq and is a predicted model, not a curated record. The coding region runs from base 337 to 777 and encodes 146 amino acids.